Molecule: messenger RNA, 1265 nt
Organism: Geodia barretti
Lineage: Eukaryota; Metazoa; Porifera; Demospongiae; Tetractinellida; Geodiidae
Source: the annotation of a GenBank genome assembly
GAUCUCCAGCUGACUUUGAAGCUUUGAGAAGUCAGAUUAUUCAAUUUAAUACUGGAGAUACUGUUCACAACUUCACCCUCACUAUUGCAAAUGAUGGGAUAUGUGAGGUUCCAAAUGAGAACUUCAUUGUAAAAAUUACUGUGGUUAUUGGCAUCCAACCUAUCUUCAUUACUACGCAUCGAGCACAUGUGAUAAUCAAUGAUAUGAAUGAACCAGAGUGUGUUCCAACCGUAUCUUUUUCUUCGGAGACAUAUGUCGCAGCCGAGAGUGCAGGAUCUGUUGAAGUGUGUGUAAUUCUAAACAUUCCUUACAGUUUUGUUCUGGAGUUCACAGUUAAUGCUAGAGAUAUUGGAAGUGCGACAGCUGGUGUGGAUUUUGUUGGUGGGAAAUGGAAAACCAACAUACUCCCUGGAUCUACAGACCGCUGCAUUAACAUCACCAUUUUGAAUGAUAACAUUGCGUUGGAAGAAAAUGAAAAUUUUGCAGUGGAAAUAGCGAUGGCUUCUGUGCCAAGCAUAACAUCAACUGCUGAGAUUAUCAUUACUGAUAGUAACGUUGCUAUUGUCGAACUUGAAGAGACACUGUACCGAGUGACUGAAGCAGGAGGAAGUGUCCAAGUGUGUGUUAGAGUUGGAAGUCCCUGCAGCUGUGGAUGUCCUAUUGCUUCCGCCUUUGUUGUCAGUCUCUAUACUAAUGACGAUGAUGCAGAUUCUGUAACUGAUUACUCUGCUGUCACGGCCACUUUAAGUUUUCCACCUUGUUCUACAUUGCAAUGUGUCACCAUUGCUAUCACUGAUGACUCCAAUACUGAACCUGAUGAGUCCUUCUCACUCAUCUGGAGAGAUCACCUGGUCUUGACAGCAGGAUCACGCUAGCUUCCUCCGCUGGCAGUGUUCUAAUACUCAAUGAUGAUGAUUUCUUGUGUACUGCUAGAGGUUUUCCUGAAGUUACGGUGAUUGACUGCACUGGUAUCACCUGGGUCUUCUUUGCAGUGUUCUUUAAUGGAGGACAGUCUCACUCGUGCAAUGCGCCAUGGUACUGACUAGGAUAGUCAGUCCUCUGGUAUCAAUCUGUGAGGAUUGUAAGCAGCGCUGGAGAAGAAAGUACUGUAUCAUAUGCAUUCGCUACUGCUGAUCAGUUACUGCAUUCUUACCACCCUUGGAGGUCAUUCUAAACGGUGGUUCCCCUCUUGUGACUGAGAGCUUGUGGAGGCAGUGUUUGUAACCACCAGACCAGUGAUGGAGGAGGUGCUUCCUCAGAUAUGA